Molecule: messenger RNA, 1797 nt
Organism: Carlito syrichta (Philippine tarsier)
Lineage: Eukaryota; Metazoa; Chordata; Mammalia; Primates; Tarsiidae
Gene: CYP3A160
Product: cytochrome P450 3A5
Exons: 13
Coding region: 116-1627 (503 amino acids)
Biological process (GO): oxidative demethylation; steroid metabolic process
Molecular function (GO): testosterone 6-beta-hydroxylase activity; oxidoreductase activity, acting on paired donors, with incorporation or reduction of molecular oxygen, reduced flavin or flavoprotein as one donor, and incorporation of one atom of oxygen; iron ion binding
Source: RefSeq, a predicted model, not a curated record
AAUCAUCUUUGGGCAGGGAAGGGAAACUCCACACACACACACACACAGCCCAGUAAACAGCAGCACACAACUGAAAGUACAACUCAGAGGAGAGCAUUGAGGAAGAAAACCGGCGAUGGACCUCAUCCCGGACUUUGCCAUGGAAACCUGGGUUCUCCUGGCUAUCAGCCUGGUGCUUCUGUAUCUAUAUGGGAUUCAUUCAUAUGGACUCUUUAAGAAGCUGGGGAUUCCUGGGCCCACACCUCUGCCUUUUGUGGGAAAUGUUUUGUCCUACCAGAAGGGUUUUUGGCAAUUUGACGAAGAAUGUUAUAAAAAGUACGGGAAAAUGUGGGGGUUGUAUGAUGGUAGAAAACCUGUUUUGGCCAUCACAGAUCCCGACAUAAUCAAAACGGUGCUGGUGAAAGAAUGUUAUUCUGUCUUCACCAACCGAAGGUCUUUUGGUCCAGUGGGAUUCAUGAAAAGCGCCAUCUCCAUAUCUGAGAAUGAAGAAUGGAAGAGAAUACGAUCGUUGCUGUCUCCAACCUUCACCAGUGGAAAACUGAAGGAGAUGUUCCCCAUCAUUGCCCAGUAUGGAGAUGUGUUGGUGAAAAAUAUGAAGCAGAACGCAGAGAAAGGCAAACCCAUCAACUUGAAAGACUUCUUUGGAGCCUACAGCAUGGAUGUGAUCACUGCCACAUCAUUUGGAGUGAACGUGGAUUCCCUCAACAACCCACAAGAUCCCUUUGUGGAACAAACCAAGAAGUUCUUAAAAUUUGAUUUCUUAGACCCAUUACUUUUCACAAUAACACUCUUUCCAUUCCUUACCCCAGUUUUUGAAGCACUAAAUAUCUCUGUGUUUCCAAAAGAAGCUAUAAAUUUUUUUAAAAAUUCUGUACACAAGAUGAAAGAAAGUCGCCUCAAAGAUAAACAAAAGCACCGAGUAGAUUUCCUUCAGCUGAUGAUUGACUCCCAGAAUUCCAAAGAAAUGGAGUCCCAUAAAGCUCUGACUGAUCUGGAGAUUGUGGCCCAAUCAAUUAUCUUCAUUUUUGCUGGCUAUGAGACCACAAGCAGUGUUCUAUCAUUUAUUAUGUAUGAACUGGCCACUCACCCAGAUGUCCAGCAGAAACUACAGGAAGAGAUUGACAGAACUUUUCCCAAUAAGGCACCCACCACCUAUGAUGCCCUGAUGCAGAUGGAGUAUCUUGACAUGGUGGUGAAUGAAACUCUCAGACUAUUCCCAAUUGCUAUCAGAAUCGAGAGGGUCUGUAAGAAAGACAUUGAAAUCAAUAGACUGUUCAUUCCCAAAGGAACAGUGGUGAUGAUACCAACCUAUGCUCUUCACCGAGACCCAAAGUACUGGACAGAGCCUGAGGAGUUCCGCCCUGAAAGGUUCAGUAAGAAGAACAAGGACAGCAUAGAUCCUUACAUAUACCUGCCCUUUGGAACUGGACCCCGGAACUGCAUUGGCAUGAGGUUUGCUCUCAUGAACAUGAAACUUGCCCUUGUCAGAGUACUGCAGAAUUUCUCCUUCAAACCCUGUAAAGAAACACAGAUCCCCAUGAAACUAGGCACCAAAGGGCUUCUUCAUCCUGAAAAACCCAUUGUUCUAAGGAUCGAGUCAAGAGAUGGGACCAUAAGUGGAGCCUGACUUUCCCUAAGAACUUCUUGUUCUUCAAGAAAGCUGUAUUCCAGAACACCAGGACUCAAUUUACUUCAUUCAUACAAUCCAUAAAUGAAGAUGUGCUUAUUCCAGUAUGCUGGAUAAAUAAUUUGGGAUUCUGUAUAUUCACUGAGCGCUCUCAGUGUUUGUGUGUUAUA